This is a messenger RNA of Cucurbita moschata (crookneck pumpkin), 3096 nucleotides long. Its product is annotated as auxin response factor 4-like. Lineage: Eukaryota; Viridiplantae; Streptophyta; Magnoliopsida; Cucurbitales; Cucurbitaceae. Gene Ontology annotation, biological process: regulation of DNA-templated transcription; response to hormone. Gene Ontology annotation, molecular function: DNA binding; protein binding. Bases 591 to 2930 code for a protein of 779 amino acids. Gene Ontology annotation, cellular component: nucleus. The record is from RefSeq and is a predicted model, not a curated record. The transcript is spliced from 12 exons.
GGGGGGAAGCUCCGAAGGGAAAGGGCAAAGCAAAGCAAAGAAGAAGGGGAUGGGGAAGUGUGGGUUUUGUUCUGUCUUAGCCUGUCCCCGCCACCCACCCACACAUAUACGCACUCUCUCUCUCUAACACUCCAAAAGCCACCAAAGCAUUGGCCUUUUUUCGCCUUUUGCUUCUGUGUUUCCUAUGCAAUUGUCUAUGUCUGCUGCUUCUGCUCCCUCUUCUCAAUACCUGCAAAUGGGCGAGGAAUCAUACUUUGAAUUUCUUGUUAUUAUUUGAUACCCCUCUUUCUAUCUUUUUAGCUACCACCCUACUGGGUUAGCAUCCAUCCAAACACUACUUUCUUGUUGUUUUUCUACUCAUCCCCUUUCAUUUCUCUCCCGUUCUUAGCUUUAAUGGUAUCUCUUCUGGGUAUGUUUUUAGCAAUUUUACCAUGCUUUGACCUCAUUUCCAGUUUUCUACAGCUCUGGUCUUCUUCUCACCUUAUUGCCAAUUGAUUCCACUUUCUUGUUUUAGUUCUGUUGCUGUUCUUCUUUUUUGCUUUCUGUUGGGAAACAUAGCAAUAAGACACUUGAAGUAACUCUGGGUGUUCAUGGAAAUUGAUCUGAACCUAACAGCCAGUGAUGUGGGCAAGAAUGCAUAUUGCAAUGGAAAUUGUGAAGAGGGUCGCUGCAAUUGUUGUUUAUCCUCUUCAACUUCUUCAUGUUCCUCAAAUUCAUCGCCAGCUCUCGUCUCUUCUUCAACUUAUUUGGAGCUUUGGCAUGCUUGUGCUGGUCCUCUCACCUCAUUGCCUAAGAAAGGAAAUGUAGUUGUCUAUUUCCCACAAGGUCACUUGGAGCAGAUUGCCUCAGCCUCUCCCUUUUCCCCCAUGGAAAUGCGCACUUUUGACCUCCAGCCGCAGAUCCUCUGCAGGGUCAUCAAUGUCCACUUACUUGCCAAUAAGGAGAAUGAUGAGGUCUACACACAACUUACUCUGCUUCCCUUGCCAGAGUUCUUAGGCACUGGUCUAGAGGGCAAAGAGUUGGAGGAAUUGGCGUUGAAUGGAGCUGAUGGAGAUGGGAGCGGAGUGUCGCCUACUAGAUCUACACCUCACAUGUUUUGCAAAACACUCACAGCGUCUGAUACGAGCACCCAUGGAGGAUUCUCUGUUCCUCGCAGAGCUGCCGAAGACUGUUUCCCUCCUCUGGAUUACACUCAGCUUAGGCCGUCUCAAGAGCUAAUUGCCAAGGACCUACAUGGCGUCGAGUGGAGAUUUAAACAUAUUUACAGAGGUCAACCUAGGCGGCAUCUGCUGACUACUGGAUGGAGUCUUUUUGUAAGCCAAAAGAAUCUUAUUUCUGGGGAUGCAGUGCUGUUUUUAAGGGGUGAAAAUGGAGAGCUAAGGUUGGGCAUAAGGCGAGCUGUUCGGCCUAGAAAUGGUCUUCCUAAUUCAAUUGUGGGCAACCAAAAUUCUUGUGCAGAUGAUCUUGCUCGUGUGGUGAAAGCAAUAUCUACCAAGAGCAUAUUUGAUGUGUUUUACAAUCCAAGGGCAUAUCAUGCACAGUUUGUUAUAUCUUGUCAGAAGUAUGUAAAGAGCAUCAAUAAUCCAGUGACCGUUGGCACAAGAUUCAAAAUGAGAUUUGAGAUGGAUGAUUCGCCAGAAAGAAGGUUUAAUGGUGUAGUUCUCGGAAUUGGUGACAUGGAUCCCUUGAGAUGGCCGAACUCAAAGUGGAGAUGCUUGACGGUACGAUGGGAUAAAGACGGUGAUCAUCAAGAACGUGUUUCACCCUGGGAGAUCGAAUCUUCUGUUUCUCUCCCACCCUUGAGUGUUCAGUCUUCUCCAAGGCUGAAGAAACUGAGGACUAGUCUGCAGGCAGCCCCACCCAACGCCUUUGCUGUAGGGAGGGGCGGUUUUAUGGACUUUGAGGAUUCAAUUAGAUCCUCUAAGGUCUUGCAAGGUCAAGAAAAUGUAGGUAUUGUAUCACCGUUUUAUGGACGUGAUACUACAAAACGUUCCCUGGAGUUCGAGGUGCGAUCUUCUGCACAUCAAGCAUCGGGUGGAGCUGAGAAGUAUAGAGGUGACUACGUAAAGGUUCAUCCGAACUCAUCUUUCACAGGCUUUAUGGAAUCUGAAAGAUUCCUGAAGGUCUUGCAAGGUCAAGAAAUAUGCUCAUUGAGGCCACAAACAAGAAAACCAGAACAUUGUUUAGGUGUUUGGGGAAAGUUCAAUCUCAGUGACAACUCUUUUAACACAUUUCACUCACCAAACUCUAGUUUUUAUCACAUGGCGUCAAAUGGAGCCCAAAACAUGUAUUUCCCUCCUAGUGAAUUUUACAGUACAGGCCAAGCUGCUGCUGUGAUGCGCUCAAAUGAUGGCAACUUUCCAAGAGAGAGUGCCUUGUUCGGCCCAUCUGUUGAUGCUAGUGUUAUGAGCACUACUUCAGGGUCGAAUAUAAGGAAUUCAAAGGAUGAAAAUGUGAAUGAGAAUUCAACUGGCUGUAGACUUUUUGGCUUUUCCUUGACUACAGAAACUGCUACAAACAUGCAGAGUUCAGGGAAGAGGAGUUGUACUAAGGUUCACAAACAAGGUAGUCUAGUGGGAAGAGCCAUUGAUCUCUCUAGACUCAAUGGCUAUUCUGAUCUGCUUUCUGAACUGGAGCGGCUGUUUUGCAUGGAAGGACUCUUGAAAGAUCCUGAUAAAGGAUGGCGUGUACUGUACACCGACAACGAGAACGACGUAAUGGUUGUUGGGGAUUAUCCAUGGCUUGACUUCUGUGAUGCGGUUUCAAAAAUCCAUAUAUACACCCAAGAAGAAGUGGAGAAGAUGACAAAUGGAGUGAUCAGCGAUGAUACUCAAAGCUGCUUAGACCAAGCUCCUUUGUGUAUGGAAGCCUCAAAAUCCUCUUCAGUGGGCCAACCUGAUUCUUCUCCCACAGUAGUAAGAGAGUUUUAAUUAGUAGUAAUCAAGAUGUGUGAUUUCCCAUAUUUCCUUAGGAUUAUAUGUUUUCCAUAUCAAAGUCGAGCUCAAAGUCAGUAGCUUUGCUUCAUCCUCUCGGUCCAAUAGGUUCGAAUCUGUUUCAAACCUCUGCUUUCUAAUGGACAGUGUGUAAUUCUACAAA